AUGGAGCAAAGUCCAAUAAUUCAGAAAAAGAAAUCACAAGGUUUGGAGACUUCCCGUCCUCUCGUUCAGCAUCCUUUCUUCUCUCCUGUUUCUUCUCAAGUUCCAUUUCGUUGGCCCAUCUUGCCUUUCUUUCUCUUAUUCUCUAUCCCAGUUACUCCUCUCUCUCUCUCUCUCUCUCUCUCUCUCUCUCUCUCUCAUUCCCAGUCUCUGAUAUUGUCUCUAUUUCACUGUUUUUUUUUUUUUUUGCCUCCACUGGCUUCUCAUACUCUCUCAUUCUCAAUCUAUCUAUCUAUCUAUCUUUUCAUAUCUAUCUAUCCAUCUAUCUAUCUAUCUUAUGUUUAUCUGUUCAUAUUUAUCUAUCCAUCUCAUAUAAUGUCUAUUCAUAUCUAUCUAUCUAUCUAUCUAUCUAUCUUUUCAUAUCUAUCUAUCUAUCUAUCUAUCUAUCUAUCUAUCUAUCUAUCUAUCUUAUGUUUAUCUGUUCAUAUCUAUCUAUCCAUCUCAUAUAAUGUCUAUUCAUAUCUAUCUAUCUAUCUAUCUAUCUAUCUAUCUUUUCAUAUCUAUCUAUCCAUCUCAUGUAAUGUCUAUCUAUCUAUCUACCUAUCUAUCUAUCUAUCUAUCUCAUGUAAUGUCUAUCUAUCUAUCUAUCUAUCUAUCUAUCUAUCUAUCUCAUGUAAUGUCUGUCUGUCUAUCUCUCUAUCUAUCUCUCUCUCUCUCUCUCUAUCUAUCUAUCAAGGGAAAAGCUUACCUUGUUUCCAUCGGUCUGUGUCGAACAAGCAACAAUGUUUUCAUAUUUGA
Messenger RNA from Acanthosepion pharaonis, 795 nucleotides. The record is from the annotation of a GenBank genome assembly. NCBI's taxonomy places the organism in Eukaryota, Metazoa, Mollusca, Cephalopoda, Sepiida, Sepiidae.